This is a messenger RNA of Penicillium diatomitis, 588 nucleotides long. RefSeq lists its product as uncharacterized. The transcript has a single exon. Lineage: Eukaryota; Fungi; Ascomycota; Eurotiomycetes; Eurotiales; Aspergillaceae. The coding region runs from base 1 to 588 and encodes 195 amino acids. The record is from RefSeq and is a predicted model, not a curated record.
AUGCAUAUCAAGCUAGGAGCCGGGCUUCUCCAUCGUCAUGACACCCUUCAAGACGGAACUGCGAUGUUCCACGAGGUUCAAUCCCUGGAAUCUGAUAUCUGCGUCCCAAAGGCUCUUUCAAGCAUCGGCAUGGACAACAUCGCGCCGAACUCGUCGUUCGUCAACCAAAAUGGACUGUUCCAGGCAUUCGAGUAUAGCGCCAGCGGCGAGGCAACUCAAAUCGACGCAGCUUUCGCUUCAGACCUUGCCGAGUUUCUCAAAGCUCACAAUUUUUUAGAGAAACGGAUUUCAAUCAUCCCGAACCCUCCAGGCAAAGAAGACUUCAUUGAGUUCACACAUCCUAGUGGACGUGGCACCAUCAGUGUCCCUCUUCGCCUCAUCUCCGAACAAGAGAUUGAGACGAGUGAACCUGUCAUCACGGGAUGGAGUUUCCAUAUCAAUGAACAUGGGGUUGUUGAGUGCAAAGGGAAUAACGUCUGUACUUCUAUGAACUCUGGCAACCACAAAGUGUUUCAGGACUCGAAGCCCUAUACGGAGCAUGUAGUCAAGGUUACGCCGCAGUUGGAUGCUGCUGCAAAAGAGACUUAA